GAGGAACAUAACCUAUUUCUUUGAUUGCCAGAGGGAUUCGGUCGUCGAUUCAGACGCAACCAAGGCGAGGAAACAAUUAACCCGGGAAAGAUGUGAGCGCAUUUGUACCUUAAGUCCCGAUGGAUUAAUUACCUGGGCAGUGGCCUUCAUGCCUACUAUGUGGACAGCAAAUUUGAUGUCAAAGGAUACCUUUGAUUACGUAUUCGAGCAUAUUGAGCCAGACUCCUCCCCAGUGUGGCCACCCGACAUAUACCAUAUCUUAAGUGGUUUAGGAGCUGAAGAGCCAUUGCAAGGAUCUCACAAAUACCAUAGGUUUCUCAAAGCUGCUGAGGACGAAAAGAAAAAUUCGCAGAGUUCGAACCAGCCAAGAAAACGGAGGUGUGUUGUAGAUGGACCUACACCGGAGGGUGAACCAUCGUCGGCAGUGCAGACUAGUGAUUUGGCUACUCGGCCUCCAGCCGCCCAGUAUACCUCCGGGAGGGUUCAAUUGCCAGGCCUACGACAGAUGGCUCUUGUUCCAUCAUCCUUGAAUCACGACCAAACACAGGAUCGGGAAGAAUUAACCACCGGUAGUGGGUAUGAUGGCACUUUCGACGUUAAUAGACAGCGGCAUCCGCCGCUACAUCUAUACAAGGAAAACAGAGAAAUGAAGGAUAUGUACACAAAUGCGCUCGCUAGCAACAUAUCGAAAAUGCCAGAGCCAUUCAGAACAGCCAUUCAGAAUAGCCGGCUGUGGAAAUGGGAAAGAAGUCAAAAUAUGGAGAGGACAGGAUGCUGGCCAAUUUUGUUCCCGAAGGAUCACACACAAGAUGUCUCCUUUACCAUCUGGUGUAGUCACAACGACGGAUACUAUCUAACCGAUUUCUUCGGGACACAGUUUGAAAUCUCCUCCUAGCGGUCCAAUUUAACGGUAGCGCCUCUGACGUAACAAGUAUACCGGGCAGGAACAUCAUAUUUCACCUAUUGAGUCGUGGGGGUUUUAUUGACUUCGUGUAUUUUGUGCUCGCCUGUUUCCUCUUUGACGAUCUCGAUAUAAUAGCCUUUGAACCAUAUCGCCCUGUCGUUGGUAUCAUCUGGAGGGAAACGACAAGUGAUGUCGAAUUCAUAUUCUCCAGCAAGAGCGUUGUCGCCUGUCUGCGUGGAUACACACGUGUUAGCCAUAAGUACGUUUAAGGGAAUAAAUAAAAUUGAAGUUAAAAAGACCUAGCCGCCAUGAUC
This is a messenger RNA of Hyaloscypha bicolor E, 1218 nucleotides long. RefSeq lists its product as uncharacterized. The annotation marks the transcript as partial. Lineage: Eukaryota; Fungi; Ascomycota; Leotiomycetes; Helotiales; Hyaloscyphaceae. The transcript has 5 exons. The record is from RefSeq and is a predicted model, not a curated record.